AUGUCAAAAGCACGCAGCAGAAAUAGCCUCUUGUUGAGUCACUCUAAAGUGGCCCAUAGUCUCAACGGCACUGAUGAGUUGUCUUUGAUGAAGUACCACUUGGAUAAACCAAUAGACUCCAUAUAUCCACUUGACUCCAACAACUCCAACAAAGACGAGGUUAAGCUCAAGCACAAAAAGGGCAGGGAGCUCACAUAUCCCGAUUUUCAUCCCUGGAAAGAUCAUACCCAGAUGGACGACGAGUCUUCUCGAGUUGAGAUCGACAAGAUGACCAAUUCCCUUUAUUUGAACAAAGGUCUUUUUGAAGCUCCUCAAGUCCCUAAUGAGUAUUACACUGCCAGAAACCUAAUUCAAGCUACUCUCUUUUCAAGUGGAGAGAACUGUUUUGAGGUUUUGAAAGAGUUAUCUCAGCACUUGGCAGGUGUUCAUAAGACAAGAAACGAGGUGAUCAACAAGAUCCGUGCUGAUUCCAACAAUUUCAAAUUACCUGCAAAAGUUACUCUUACGACUCUAAAACGAGAAGCGUGGUUGGCAGAUUUGGCUAAUGACAGCGUUCCACUUCUGAAAAUCUCGCUGAGAAUUCCACAUGGGCUCAAGAACAAGGUUUUAGUGGACGUCCUAUGCUCUAACUCGGUACCGAUCCCAAGGGCAAUUUGGUUCACCAAGUGUGUUCUAUAUGGAGACGCCGUGGCCAUUCGUAAAAAGAUGCAAAACAGGGGCGAACUGGAUGCUCUAGAGUCCCAAUGGCUUCAAGAGUGGACCCAUCAGGUGGUUGACUACAUGUACCGAUUUUCACGGGACUUUUCUAUGGUCUCUACCCCAGAAAAAAAACUGGAUAUCAUGAACAAAUUGAAUUAUUUGCUUAAAUAUGUGCAGACGCUUUACAUCGAAUGCUUGAUUGACAAGAGCACUCUCCUACUGUCCAUUGUGCGUUUCCUCAAAGACGGAUUGAAUUUGGAACCACAUUAUAUUGUCCAGCUCUUGUUGGAAUCGUCUAAAUCUGAGGCUAAUGAUGAAGAAUUUGGUACCCAUAGAGAUGCUGAAAUAAACUUUGGCCAACGAUUUCUUGCGUUAUUGCUUCUCCAAGUAUUUUGGAUAGAUAUAACCAAGUUGGACUAUUUGUGUAAGGAUCUUAGUGAAGCCUUACUAUUGAACUAUUAUUUUAUAUCCAGAGUACCUAUACUGACAUCCAAACAGUCCAGAAUCCCGGGGACUCUCGAACGAUCAUUAUCUUUAAAAUUGAAAGAAAGCGUAUUAGGCCUGAUAUCGGACUCUAUCAGAUACAUGUUCAAACUAAACACAAAUGCAUUUAUCAUUCCCAAUUACUGGAUUCUCAUUGGAUCAACCCUUUAUCAAGUCAUAUUGGGUGAGUCGGAGUUAAUGUCGAACCAGGAAAUUGAAGAUAUUCAAAAACAACUACAGCUCAUACAACACCGAAAUGAAAGUCUCAUGCUUAAUAUGAAACACCUGAAGUCCACAAAAGAAGAGAAACCUUUCAUAAACUCCCAUAGAAGAACAAGUUCCUUUCCAGCUGGGUUCACCCCUUUGAACUUGCCUUUUGAAACUAAUGUGGUUUCUCCAGAGCAGAAAUAUGAAGAACUUGAUACACUUGAAAGUGAACUAUUCAUCAACAGAAGCUCGGAUGAUAUUUUCAGGAUCAUCGACUACUUGGAUAAGCUCAAGUUCAAUGAAGAACUUGCCAAGUUAUUAAGGCCCUCUUUGAAGCAAAAAUCCGGAAAUACUGAUUGGAAGCUCAAUCUUUCUGUGGCUAUUACUUGGUGUAUCACCAUCCACAGAGAGCCUGGUUAUUCAAGCGAAAAUAUCUUGAUGUUUUGUGGAUUUUUAAAACAUAGAGUUCUAGCAGCAGGAAGCCUAAAAUACAUCACUAAAAUCAAAGCUUCCAUCGAAAACUCAAUACUAGAUACCAUCUAUGACUUACUCGCUGGUCAACCCCAGCUGAUCAACUUUCAAAACCUCUAUGUUUUGAUAAACGAACUAUACCAGUUGAAAGUCAUAAGUAUCUCUGCCUACUUGAGAAAGUUGAUCGCCUCGGGAAUGUUUUUUUCAGAGCCUGGCGUUGAACUUCAGUUGAAUAAUCCUUCUGUGAAGAUGCAUGUUAAUAUUUUGCAGAACCUCCCGGUAUUGAAUAACAAGCAAUGUGAUAGUAUCUUGAAGAAGUGGUCAGACCCUCAAAUCAACUUUACUCAUAAGUUCGAGCACGGACAAAGUGUCCUUAAGCAGGAAGUUAUUGAUAAAUUUGCCAACAAUACCCUUGUAUCUUGCAAUUUACAGAACCUUGAAAACCUAGAAGUUGGUGUCAAGUAUCUCCUUGUCAACUGGAUGACAGAAGAAAUUAAGAAGAUCAUCAACAGCUCCUCAAAAUUGAUCCACAUAAGGUUUUUGACUGUGACUUUAUUAUAUAAGGUAUAUUCUCUGUGUGACAACUUGGCGGUAUUUUUCAAAGUAUUGGUUAAGAGUGUCUUGAGAAACGAUGGAAAAGUCAUUGUUCUAGACAUGGAUUCGUUGUAUUUGAUUGCAAAAUUGAUGGUAAGACACUUCAAAUUGAUAAAGACUAUCUCUGGAAGUGACACAGGAUCUGUGGGUUAUGAAAUCUUCAGGUUGAUAAUGGUUAACUAUAAGGAUUUGGCUACUAGGGAGCCCUCAUACUUGAACUUCAAAUCCAUAUGGGAUUUCAUAGAGACCUCCUUUGAUACUAAAUCAAGGAGUGACAUCAAUGCUGAUCCUCAAUUACAAAAGCCUGCUACUAUUCCACAGUUUAUUUACUCGAAAGCUACAGUGGAUUCUCCAAUGAAGUUAAACGCACAUACAGUUGAAAAUAGAAAGGCCAGCACCGAGUAUUCGAUUGAUGAAUUCAGUUCUGAUCUCAAUGAUUUAACUAACAAAAGCUACGUGUUUAUGACCACCAGUGAGGUGAAUUAUGCUUUCUCCGCUUUGAAGUUAGGAGAAAAUAAUGAAACUUACAAUGGUGAAAAUGGGUCUAAGAGGUUUGCGAUAGUACUUUUUGACUACUAUAUGAAAUAUGGUGGUCGUUUAUCAAAGGAAGAAGAGAACCUACUUAUUAGGCUUUUAAUUAACACGAAGCACAUCUUACAAGCACAGUUUUUCUUCCCUUUCAUAGAUUGCUUUGCUUACUUCACUCAGAAGCAAAUUCCAAAGUUUGAGAAUGAACAAGAAAAGCUAAAGUUCACCAUUGUUGCAAAGAAGUUGAUUGCCAAUGAGAUCCUUGAAAUCCAAGAGGUAUUGACCAUAAUCACCACUAUUUUCAGUAACCAAGAGAUGGUCUACAAUUACAACUCUAUGUUACAUGAUUUAGUAAUUGGUGAUAAUAUUCAAGAAGAACAAGUUUUGACAGAAGGUCAAAUUUUACCUCUUCAAAUCAGUCGAAUUGCGUUCUAUUCAAAACAAGGAGCAAAAACCUUAGAAAUCAUUGCAAACGAAAUCAAAGCUCAGUCAAUGGAGGUUCUUUCUUUUUCAAUCUCUUACAAUCAAAAUUUGGAACAGCUCUUUACUAAAUGGAUAGUGACAAGAUCUAGGUUCUUCAUGGAAAAUAUCAAGGUCAACUUUGAUGAUGAUCAAAUCAUAAGUUUGAUUAAUCGAGUUUCUGGUUUGAAUACUAAUAUUCACUCGCUAGAUGAUUUGUUAAUCAAUUCCCUGAAAAUUAAUGAAUUCAAUUUACCGUUAUUUCAAAUUUUGUUUAGAUUGAUUCUAACAAGAGAAAUGAUAAAAAUCUCGGAUAUUGAACGGUUUAACCAAUUGAAAAUGUUCAUUGAAACUAUGAUUCCACAGUUACGGUUCCAAUUCUCAUUGGAUAAUUCAUUCUUUGGAGAGCUCUUCAACUCAUUACCUUCUGACUUUAAGUCAGAUGUUUUGACAAUAUUGAGUAGCAUAUUAUUUUCCCAUAUUCGUCUUUUAGAAGACAAAUUCAAGGCUGAAUGUGAGUUUAACGGAGUCGACAUUCUACCAUUACUAGCUGACUUUUUCAAGAAGUUUUCUUUUUCUUCAAUUGAAUCCAUUGAAACCACAACUUUGGUACUAGGGGGUUUAUCGGACUAUCUUUCUAAUUUGUUGACUUUAUUGGAUAGUAUGUCGACGCCCAAAAAGCAAGCCGAAAACGAAUCUAUUGACAGAUCAUUGUCUGUAUUUAUCCGAAUCUUGAUUAUUUAUAAAGAGUCGAUUGCUAAGUUCAUCCUCAACCACGAUCAAGGGUUCAAUUUCUUAGUGAACCUAAAACGACUACUCGUAUCAGAGUACUUUACUGGUUGUAAUGAGAAGCUCAAGAUCUUGUUGUACGAUUUAAUGCUCAUUAGUAAGAAUCUUCUUGCUCAAGAAUUGAAUCUAGAAAGAGGUAAAAGAAACGAUAUCAAGGAUGUAAUUGUUGAUACACCUACAAACAACAACGCUGGAACACCCAGUAUAAGUGGUCAGCCAUCUAAUUUAACCCCAAAUCAAGAGAAAUCCAACGUUUUCUUGAGUCAAGAUUUGGUUGCAAAUGGACAAUUGUCUAAGUUCGAAAAGUUUGCAGCGAUUUUCGACUUACCAGAUAUCGAUAACCAUGACAUUUUACAAAAGUAUCUAGAUGAUACGAACAUCAUUUCAGCAGUGACAUUACAGGAAAACGAAAUCAAUGCCAGUGGAGACUUUCAUAUUUUCAACAAUAGUGGGUUGUAUUUGGUUAAGUCAUCGAGAGAUUCGAUGUUUUCUAAUGAGCCAUUUAACCUUCUUGGAGAGAAGAAAAAAGUAGGCGACCCCCCAAAGUUUAAAAUCAGCAGUUUCGAGAUCUUAGAGAAUACUAAUCCUGAGAUUAACAACGGAAAGAUCAAUCUUCUGCUUUUUGACGCGUAUAUAACCAAGCAGAAUCCUCCAUGA
Messenger RNA from Yamadazyma tenuis ATCC 10573, 4887 nucleotides. It is a transcript of the gene SRB8, whose product is annotated as Srb8p. The record is from RefSeq and is a predicted model, not a curated record. Gene Ontology annotation, cellular component: mediator complex. Lineage: Eukaryota; Fungi; Ascomycota; Pichiomycetes; Serinales; Debaryomycetaceae. Gene Ontology annotation, molecular function: transcription coregulator activity. Gene Ontology annotation, biological process: regulation of transcription by RNA polymerase II.